Molecule: messenger RNA, 1473 nt
Organism: Acaulospora colombiana
Lineage: Eukaryota; Fungi; Glomeromycota; Glomeromycetes; Diversisporales; Acaulosporaceae
Source: the annotation of a GenBank genome assembly
AUGUUGGUGGCAGCAAAGGCCAGGGCAAUGCUGUUCAGCCGGCAUAACCCACCUACGGCUACCAUCAACUCUUUGUCUGCGAAACGAUUGUCGAAUGCUAGGAACUUGACGCAUACGCGGAAAAUCUCUCAACGACCAGACAUUGCAAAGUCUGUCAUCGAAAAACCAAGACUAGACUUCAAAGGGAUUGCGGAAAAUGCGGAUUAUCAUGCACAGAAUCUCAGGAAUAGGAAAAUUCCCAAAGGGCAAGGCCUUGUCGAGGAACUGAAAGAAGUCCACAAAAGAUAUAUGGAAUUAAGGACAGAAGUUAUCCAGGCUCGCACAGAGCAAAACAUCAUCGGGAAGAAGAUCAAAUCCACCCAAAACCCACAGGAGAGACGACAAGCCAUCAAUACAGCAGCAGAGCUCAAGAACUUUUUGGCCGUCCAAGAACCACUGGCUGACGCCACCGAAGCUACUCUUUUGGAACUGGGACUUCAGAUACCCAACAUAACGCAUCCAAAUUCCCCUAUCGGUCCGGAGGCCUUGGCCAAUGUCUUGUCCAAGCACGGUCCAGAGCCUUUGCAAGCCGACAUCAGGAGGGACCACUGGACUAUUGCAAAGCAAUUGGACAUUAUUAGAUUCGAAGAGGCAGCCACUACGACCGGGUCAUUUUGGUAUUUCCUUCGAGGAGCUGCAGCACUGUUGGAGCAGGCAUUGAUAAACUAUUCACUCUCGACUGCUAUCAAGCAUGGUUAUACACCUAUAUCGACACCAGACGUAGUCAAAGCGGAUAUUGCAAGUAGAUGUGGGUUCUCACCUCGGGACGCGGUUGAUGUCAAUGGCAAAAAGGUCAACCAUCUCUAUCACCUUGAAGAGACCUCGAAUGAUCUAGUGUUGACCGGGACAGCAGAGAUUCCUCUCGCUGGAAUGUUUACUCACAAGACAUUCUUUGAAAAGGAGCUACCCCAAAGACUGGUCGGUGUUGGUCAUGCAUUCCGUUCAGAAGCUGGAUCAAGGGGUGCAAUGACACGAGGUCUCUAUCGCGUGCAUCAGUUCACCAAGGUGGAACUCUUUGCUCUCACAGAACAAAAGCAGAGUGAGGCUAUGAUGGAAGAAAUUAGACAGCUCCAGAUCCAGAUAUUUGAGGGAUUGGGAUUCCCUUUCCGGGUCCUUGAUAUGCCGACCGAAGAGUUGGGCCAUGCAGCCUACCGCAAGUAUGAUAUCGAGGCGUGGAUGCCGGGACGAGAUGGCCAGCUGGAACUCAAGAACAAAGCCUUGCCAUUUGCGCACACACUAAAUGGGACCGCGGCUGCCAUUCCGAGAUUGAUUAUCGCAUUGCUAGAGAAUGGUGUAGUUUUGAAUGAUGCGGGACAACCCGUAGGUAUACGGCUACCCUCCACUUUACGACCAUUUUGGUUUGGUGAGGAGAGAUUAGGGCCAUACACACCUAUCCAUUGGUUUGACCCUACCAUUACCACGCAAACAACCUAG